Molecule: messenger RNA, 3605 nt
Organism: Micropterus salmoides (largemouth bass)
Lineage: Eukaryota; Metazoa; Chordata; Actinopteri; Centrarchiformes; Centrarchidae
Gene: slc34a1b
Product: solute carrier family 34 member 1b
Exons: 13
Coding region: 55-2061 (668 amino acids)
Biological process (GO): intracellular phosphate ion homeostasis; sodium-dependent phosphate transport
Cellular component (GO): apical plasma membrane; brush border; vesicle
Molecular function (GO): sodium:phosphate symporter activity
Source: RefSeq, a predicted model, not a curated record
UCCUUUCCAGGGGGUCAUACACAACACCUGUCUCAGUCAAGCAUUCAAAGCAGCAUGUCAUCUCGACCUAUAACUAUAGUGUCCUCUAGACGGAGCACAGGGCUCGACUACGAUGGGUUGAGGAUUCACAGCACUCAGCUCUCCUCACAGGCCAAACUCCCGCUGGAGGAGGACAGGGAGUCUGGCAUCGGCUCCACACUUGACAUCAGCAGCAGCAUUGAGGGCAACAACCAACAUACCAAUCACCACUCCAGUACAACUUCACUCAGGGAGGCAGACAGACUCCCUAAAGAGAAAGAUAGCUCUCCACAGGCCACAGCAGUGAGUCCAAACAAAAUCAAGCAUCUCCUUAUAAAUCUAUCCAAGAUCCCUCUCCUCUUCGUCCUCCUCUUCUUCUUUGUUUGCUCCUUGGACACACUGAGCUCUGCCUUCCAGUUAGCAGGGGGUAAAGUGGCAGGGGACAUUUUCCAGGACAAUGCAGUGCUGUCUAACCCUGUGGCAGGGCUGGUGGUGGGGAUCUUGGUGACUGUGCUGGUCCAGAGCUCAUCCACCUCCACCUCCAUCGUUGUUAGUCUGGUGGCCUCUGGACUGCUAGAAGUGAGGUCAGCUGUUCCAGUCAUCAUGGGGUCCAAUAUUGGGACUUCAGUAACAAACACCAUAGUGGCCAUGAUGCAGGCAGCACAGAGGACCGAGUUUCAACGUGCCUUUGCCGGGGCAACAAUCCACGACUGCUUCAACUGGCUGUCUGUCCUGGUCUUGCUGCCGCUGGAGGUGGCGACUGGCGUCAUGACCCGGCUGUCGCACCUGCUCGUUACCAGCUUCCGGCUUCAGCCUGGGGAGGAAGCUCCUGAGCUGCUCAAGGUCAUCACCGAGCCAGUCACCAAGCUCUUUAUACAGCUGGACAAGUGUGUGAUCACGGGGAUCGCCAUGGGAAAUGAGGACAUGAGGAACAGGAGCCUGGUGAAAGAAUGGUGCCAGGCUGACCUUGUUAUGACGACUGGCAAUGUGAGCACUGAAAACUGUGGCCCCAGUCCGAACAUGUCCCACACGCCACUGAAGUGCAGGCAUUUGUUUGUGUCUACCGAGCUGUCAGACCUCAGUGUGGGCCUGAUUCUCCUGGCAGGCUCCCUGGCUGUCCUCUGCACCUGUCUGCUGCUUCUGGUCAAGCUGCUCAACUCUCUUCUUAAAGGCCAAGUAGCAAAGGUCAUCCAUAAAGUUAUCAACACAGACCUGCCAUAUCCGUUUGGAUGGCUGGCAGGAUUUAUGGCCUUGUUUUUGGGUGCAGGGAUAACAUUUCUGGUCCAAAGUAGCUCUGUCUUUACUUCAGCCAUGACUCCCCUUGUAGGUAUUGGUGUGAUCAGUCUGGAGCGGGCCUAUCCUCUCACCCUUGGGUCCAACAUCGGCACAACUGCCACAGCCCUGCUGGCAGCUCUGGCCAGUCCCGGGAACAAGCUACCAGCAGCCAUACAAAUUGCUCUGUGUCACCUCUUCUUCAACGUCUUUGGCAUUCUGCUGUGGUAUCCCCUUCCCUUCAUGCGUCUGCCGAUAAGGAUGGCUCGUGUCCUGGGUGAGCGCACUGCCAAGUACCGCUGGUUUGCAGUCUUGUACCUUCUCCUUUGCUUCUUGCUCCUGCCCUCGCUGGUGCUGGGCCUCUCGCUGGCAGGCUGGCGGGUGAUGGCUGGCGUCGGGGGUCCUUUUCUGGGUGUGACCAUCUUCAUCGCCAUGGUAAAUGUGAUGCAGGCCCGCAGCCCCGGUCACCUGCCCGCUAAGCUCCAGACUUGGGACUUCUUGCCCCAGUGGAUGCACUCUCUCAAACCGCUCGACCGCUUAAUCACCAAGGCAACUGUCUGCUGCAGCUUCACAUGCGAGGAAGGGCAGGGAGAAGAAGAGGAGCACAUCUCGACACAGACCACCUCUAUCGACCUGAGGAAAGAGUCCGCCCAGAGGAAGGCAGAGCUGGCUUAUGACAACCCAGUCCUGGAUUACCUGGAUGAGAGCAGACCAGGUGUACGGGUUCUUAAAUUAAAAGGAUUAGAGAGGUGUAACAGCACUCCACUGUAGUCAAACAGAUAACAGAGGGCUAUUUUCUACUCCAUUUUGUCAAUAUUGUGGGAAGAAUAAAAUUGAUAAAACCAUUCUAUAAUGCUUUGGAAAUUAACAGAUUUCUCAUUAUUGAUUGAUUGAUAAUUAGAGAGAGACUCCCAAAUGCCAGGAUAAAUAUCAUGAGCUCAGUACAAGAUUUUAACCACCAAUACAUCAAGUGAGAAUUGACUGAGCUCUGCAGCUGGUACCAGACCAGCUGCAACAGCCAUCUAUAAGCUGUUAUUCCCAUGCUUGAGUCUCAAAACUCAUGAUGAAGAAGGGGGAAAAAGUCACCUCAAGGUCCAUUAAGUAGCUGUUCUGGAUCUUUCUCUCAUAUUAUAUGAUCUUCAUUAGCAGAUAGAGUUUUUCAAUUGUCAAAGGUACAUUACCUUAACCGUUCACAUUACCAUUUUUAUUUUUAUUACCAUAUUUUUAUUACUUUCGUCUGACUGGGCAGACAGGUAACACAUGAACAGCUCAUAGAAUUAAAAAUGUCUUUGUAAAUGCAUUAAAUGUGCCCUGUGGAGUUUUUCACCACUUGUAGCACUGUGGAGUGGUGUAGUAAUUCCUAUCCUGCCUUUGGUUUUAUGCUAUUCCUUUGAUUGACAGUAGGUGGCCGUAACACAAAAACAAAUGUAGCAAUGCACCAACAACGGCAGUGAAAAAGAAAACGUCAAACUAGAUUUAAAAUCUGAAAAAAUGGUAUUUGCGAGGAAGGAGAUGCGCUCAACACAUUUAGGUAACACAUAAAGAUAAUACACAAUGCAUUUUGGUGAAAAACAUAACUUUUUCUUAUUAGUGUACAAGGAAACUCCACAGGGUAGUUUUAAUUAGCCAACAAUAACUCUUGUACCCACUGUCAUCAUCAUUUUGAGGAAAUUUGAAAAUAUUUCCAGAAUAGCUACCAUGCUCUCCCGUUUGACGUCCCUCGCAAAGGCAAUAGCGACAUUUAGUCAUGCAUAUAAAUGGUUUAUGUUGAGUGAGUAUAAAACUUAUCCUUGUUAGCGCUUACAUUUCCCUGGAUUCAGCAGUCCUGGGUGCAACGUUCAUCCAUUAAGUGUUGUCUGUUUGUGUCAAGAACAGACAGGAAGAAAAGGAAACGAGCACUGUAGCCCAAAGUCUAAUGAUAGUCAUUUCCAAGUGGAUACGUUUGAUAAUUAUGUUAAAAUACCAUGCACUCACUUGUUAUAUAAAUGUAAGUGGGUGACUGACUAUACGCAGACACUACAAAGGAUUAAAAGAAUCAUCACACAAGCCUCUUAAUGUUAUCUACAAAUGGGUGUAUGGAUGUGUUGUAGCGUAUGUGUUUGAGUGUGUGCUGAAGUGUUUGUGUGUGUACGCUUGUCCAAGUGGGAGACUAUGCACGCCCGGGAGGUGUUGUUGAAUGUGUGAAUAUGUGCUGUGUUUUCUCUAUUGCACUAUAACAAUUGAUCAUGUGUUGUAAGAAAUGUUGACUUUCUGAAGUCUGUUGAUUUAAUGAGAGAAUAAAGUCAGACUCUUUCACUUGUAAGGUGAUAAACGUA